Messenger RNA from Hevea brasiliensis (rubber tree), 523 nucleotides. RefSeq names its product profilin-1-like. The transcript has 2 exons. Gene Ontology annotation, molecular function: actin monomer binding. Gene Ontology annotation, cellular component: cell cortex. Lineage: Eukaryota; Viridiplantae; Streptophyta; Magnoliopsida; Malpighiales; Euphorbiaceae. Bases 224 to 451 code for a protein of 75 amino acids. The record is from RefSeq and is a predicted model, not a curated record.
AAUUUCACGCCCAUUCCGUUACGUCCACACAAAACGCACCCUAAAGAAAACACCGUUUGUCGACCACGUCUCGUCGUUUUAACGCAAUAUCAGUCUGCUGGCUUCGCAGAUAAGAACGCACCUCUCGUUCUCUCAGCUGAGCACAAUCCAUACUCACAUUGCACAGCGCAGAAACUAAAAAAGCUUCAUCAAAUCUCUGAAUUUGAAGAAGAAGCAGAAGAAGAUGUCGUGGCAAACAUUUGUGGAUGAGCAUCUUAUGUGCGAAAUCGAAGGCAAUCAUCUCUCUGCUGCCGCCAUCAUCGGCCAAGACGGCAGCGUUUGGGCCCAGAGCUCCAACUUUCCUCAGGAACUCAGCUGGAUGGCUGAGAACGAAAAAUUAUCAAAGAAAACCCUCUUAAGGCAUGGGCAUAGACCAGAAGAUAUGCUUGCUGCCACUGUAGUUCCUCUAUAAUGUAGUCUAUGUUGGCUUCUUCCAUCCUUCAUAGUUCAUCCAGAGACAAACUUCAUGGAGAUCACUUCAUAU